GGAACAACCAGCCAAGAGUUAAUUUCAUUGAUUCUAGCUUAACAGCUUUAAUCAAGAUUGUACAAUAAUGGUUAUUGCAAAAAAAUACGUCUUGGCAAAACACUUCGAGGGAGAGCCGAAGGUAUCAGACUUGGCUAUUGUCGAUGAAGAAUUACCUGUUCUCAAAGAAGAAGAAUAUCUUAUCCAAGCUGAGUUCUUAUCUGUUGAUCCGUACAUGAGGGUGUACACACAGCGGUACCCAGUGGGAAUCACGAUGAUUGGACGUCAAAUUGGUAAGAUAAUAGCAUCGAAAAAUAAAGACUAUCCAGUUGGCAAACGAGUUGUUGCUAAUGUGGGCUGGCGUACACACACUAUCAUUGAUCCAAAUUCUAAGGAGCACUUUGGUCAGCCACCAUAUGUGUUGCCUGAUUUUGGUACCCUACCCGCGUCCUUAGGCCUCGGAGUAUUGGGCAGGCCAGGCAACACCGCUUACUUUGGAUUAGUUGAAAUCUGUCAGCCCAAAGCUGGGGAAACACUCGUUGUAAGUGGUGCAGCUGGUGCAGUUGGCUCUCAUGUGGGACAGAUUGGUAAGAUUCUUGGAUUAAGGGUGAUUGGGAUUGCGGGCUCUGAUGCAAAGUGCAAAUGGCUCAAGGAAGAACUUGGAUUCGAUCAUGCUAUCAAUUACAAAACCCAAGAUAUUACAGCAGCUCUGGAGAAAGCUGCUCCUCACAAAGUUGACUGCUACUUCGACAAUGUCGGCGGAGAGAUCUCUAAUAUUGUAAUGAAUCAAAUGAACAAUUUCGGUCGUGUAUCAGUAUGUGGAAGUAUUUCCUCAUACAAUGCUCAGAGUGAUGCUCUCCCAAAGUGUUCUGUUGUUCAGAAAAUGGUUGUCACCUUACAAUUGAGGAUAGAAGGAUUUAUAGUGAGCCGUUGGGAUCAUCGUUUAAUGGAGGGUAUUGAGCAGAAUUAUCAAUGGGUGAAGGAAGAAAAGUUGAAGUACCGUGAAACAGUCACUGAAGGAUUUGAAAAUACGUUCGAAGCAUUCGCUGGAAUGCUGCAAGGAAAAAAUAGUGGAAAGGCUAUUGUUAAAGUUUGAGAUUGAUUUCCACUUUCAUCUAUUUUUUCUCAUGCAA
Messenger RNA from Diprion similis, 1112 nucleotides. RefSeq names its product prostaglandin reductase 1-like. The record is from RefSeq and is a predicted model, not a curated record. The transcript is spliced from 4 exons. Gene Ontology annotation, biological process: prostaglandin metabolic process. Bases 68 to 1075 code for a protein of 335 amino acids. Gene Ontology annotation, molecular function: 2-alkenal reductase [NAD(P)H] activity; 15-oxoprostaglandin 13-reductase [NAD(P)+] activity. NCBI's taxonomy places the organism in Eukaryota, Metazoa, Arthropoda, Insecta, Hymenoptera, Diprionidae. Gene Ontology annotation, cellular component: cytoplasm.